This is a messenger RNA of Myzus persicae (green peach aphid), 1521 nucleotides long. It is a transcript of the gene RnpS1, whose product is annotated as RNA-binding protein with serine-rich domain 1. NCBI's taxonomy places the organism in Eukaryota, Metazoa, Arthropoda, Insecta, Hemiptera, Aphididae. The record is from RefSeq and is a predicted model, not a curated record. The coding region runs from base 204 to 1163 and encodes 319 amino acids. The transcript is spliced from 6 exons. Gene Ontology annotation, biological process: mRNA splicing, via spliceosome. Gene Ontology annotation, cellular component: cytoplasm; ASAP complex; nucleoplasm. Gene Ontology annotation, molecular function: RNA binding.
GGAAAUGAACCGACUACCGGGUAACAACCGACGACUGCCCGAAGCCGACAGGCAACAACAAAUGUCUGUAAACACAAAUGUCCAGGGUCCGAUUUGUGUGGCGUAAAUUUUUUGUUUAGUUUUUGUCGGUGAAUGUUUUUAUGAACUGAGUUAUUGUUAAAUUUGUCUAGUUCCGUUUUGGAAACCCUUUGGCGGACGCCGCAAUGGUUGUUUCUGAUUUGCCAAAGAAUCGCAAAGAAAAAAUGGAAGGCGAUCAUUCUGAUAAGGAAAAUAAAAGAGAAGAACAAAAUAUAAAAAAGAAAAAACGUGCUCGUUCAUCAAGCAGUGGUUCGAGUAGUAGUCGUUCUUCAUCAAGCAGCUCACGCUCUGGCAGUGGUUCUUCAGGAUCUAGUAGCCGUUCAAGCUCAAGUAGCUCUGGCUCCAGUUCACGUUCGAGCUCAAGUUCAUCAAGUUCAACUAGUUCUUCCGGUACUUCUGCUGGCCGAGCUAAAGCAAAAACUAAGCAACCAAGAUUGAAAAGUGGCAGUAAAACAAAGAGUAGAAGCCGCAGUCCUAGAAAAUCAAGACGCGAUGAUGAGGAAAAAGUAAAAAAAGCUGAAAGUAAAACUAGAACUUCUAGAAAAUCUAGAUCAGGUAGUCCAAAACGGCGUAAGAAAGAAAGAUCACCAACUCCAAAACCCUGUCGUAUUCAUGUUGGUCGUUUGACUCGGAACAUUACUAAGGAGCAUAUUCAAGAAAUAUUUUCUGAUUUUGGAACAAUAAAAGAAGUAGAUGUACCUCUAGAUCGAUUUAAUAAAUUGUGUAAAGGAUUUUCUUAUAUUGAGUACUCUACGCCAGAAGAAGCUGAGAAUGCCAUGAAACAUAUGGAUGGAGGUCAAAUUGAUGGACAAGAAAUAACUUGUGCGCCAGUGCUAUUGCCACGUCCAGCUAUUCGUAGAAGUCCUAUUCGCCGUGGUGGUUGGGGCGGCGGUGGUGGUGGUGGAGGAGGAGGUGGUGGUGGUGGUGGUGGCGGUGGUGGACGCCGAAGAAGUCCACCACGAUACAGACGUAGAUCACCAAUGCCUAUUAAACGACGUUCUCCUCGUCCACGUAGAAUGAGAUCUCGUUCGAGAUCUCCAAGAAGGCGUAAGCACAGUCGUUCUGGAUCUAGCAGCUCACCUUAAAUUCCAAUCUAGUGUAAUAACUUCACUUUAUUUUAACCAAAAAACUUAAAAUAAUUAAACGGUUCAUUAUUUUUCUUUAAUAAACGUUAUUACUCAAGUAUCAAUUUCAAAUUAAGACUCAUAGUUUUUGGUAUUUUUUUUUAGAAUUUUGACAUCAAUAUAUCACUUUUUAAAUACUUGUUUAUCUAAUAUUUAUAAUUAUACUCAAAUGUCUUGCUGUAAUUUACUAAAUUUAAUGGUGACCUAGUAUUUUAUGAAAUGUAGGUAAUUCAUGUUUAACAUAAGUGUAACAUUUUUUUUUUUUUUUAUUAUUAAACUUUAAAGUAAUUUACGUGAACAUUUUGUUUAAACAUAAUUU